This is a messenger RNA of Knipowitschia caucasica, 2613 nucleotides long. Lineage: Eukaryota; Metazoa; Chordata; Actinopteri; Gobiiformes; Gobiidae. The record is from the annotation of a GenBank genome assembly.
AUGGCUGCUACGGAAGUGGAACGAAGACGAGGUCAGCUUGCUGCGCUGUCCAUUGCGGCAGUGGUCAUCAUUGUAGGUGUCCCUUUGUGGUGGAGAACAACUGAAACCUACCGUGCCUGGUUGCCAGUCAGUCAAAUCCAGGAGCUGGCUGAUCUUGAGCUUCAAUUAAGUGCUGAUGUGGAAAUAGUGUUUGCACGAGGAACAGUUACUCCAGAACAACAGAAAAAGAUCCCACUAACAAUGACAAAGGACGCCGAAAACAUAAUUGAUGAAAACACAUCUCUUGGAUACAGGUAUGAGAUUCGAUACAGAACAGCAACUAUCAUGGAGGAAGAUGCUCUGAACAAGCCUACUACUGCAGAAGCAGAUCUGUCACUGUACACACUCAGUGAAAGUCCAUGUGGCACCUUGGUGAUGUACAUCAUCCCAGAUUCAUCACAGUUGCUGCCAGAGAACAUAGACGUUUACAUUGGCCAGCGCCGAACAGCCAUGCUACGUCUAGAUACUCAAGUGAAAGUUGGAAAGACACUGGAUCAGUUGCUGACUAACCUGGAGCCUCGAAUUGAGCAGGUUCUACAGGUGAUGUCCUUCAGUCACGCUGAUGUCACUGCUGCCCUCAGUGACAGAGUCCGGCUCAUCCCAGGCAGCAAAGAGAGUAUCGCAGACAGUAUGAGAACCUUCAAAUCAAGCCCAGGUUAUGAGAUCACAUUUAGUCUUUUAAACCCAGAUCCCAAAUCACACAGGCUUCAUUGGGAUAUUGAGGGUGCUGUGGAAAACUACAUUCAUCCUUUAGUUUCAAAACUUGCUCCAGUGGCCAACUUUAGCAUCGACUCUCAAAUGUUGUACUAUGCCAUGCUUGGUGUCAACCCUCGACUUGACAGCAGUCGUAGUGCCUACAUACUCAAUGCUGAUAGUCUUGCUCAUGUCAUUAAUCCUGUUGAAGCUCGACUUGGUUCAAAUGCAGCCUCCUCCAAUCCAGUAUUGAAUUUUUUGUUGUAUGUUCCUGAUGCCAAUCAUUCACCUCUCUUCAUUCAAAAUCACAAUAAACAAGAAGUACCAUCAAAUGCAUUUCAUUCACCACGCUGGGGUGGCAUUAUGGUUUAUAAUGUUAACAGUUUUUAUGGGCCAGAUGAUACUUUCCCUGUUGACAUUGAUAUCAACAUGGCAAAAGUCAUGGGAGUAUUCCUUGCACAACUCCGACUCUUGUUGGGAGUACAGUCUUCUCUUCUUCCCCCUGGAUUUCUGAUGGCACCUUGCAAUACUUUUGGACUGGCCGAUUGGGAACUAGAUCGCCUCAUGUGGAGCAGAAGUGUUGAAAACAUUGCAACAGCCACAACGACUAUCACCUCUUUGGCACAAUUGCUGGAUCAGAUUGGCAACAUUGUUAUCAAUGACAAUAUUGCUCAAGAGGUGUCCAGGGCUGUCACAGCUUUGCAACUGGCAGUAGCAGAAUUGAAAGCAGGGAAUCUUGCCAUGUCUGGUAUUGUUCGCGGACCUCAAGGCAGCAACGACUGUCGAAUUUACGUCGGAAAUCUUCCCCCAGACAUACGCUCAAAGGACGUGGAAGAUCUGUUUUAUAAGUAUGGAGUAAUUCGCGAUAUUGACCUGAAAAACCGAAGAGGAGGACCACCAUUUGCUUUCGUUCAAUUCGAGGACCCGAGGGACGCAGAUGAUGCGGUUUAUGCUCGUGAUGGGUACGACUAUGAUGGGUACCGACUCCGCGUGGAGUUUCCUCGCAGUGGGCGAGGUGGCGGGCCCUCUUCAGGUCCCCCCAGGGGCAGGUUUGGGCCCCCCUCCCGCCGCUCUGAGUACAGAGUUGUGGUCUCAGGUCUUCCUCCAAGUGGAAGUUGGCAGGACCUUAAGGAUCACAUGAGAGAGGCAGGUGAUGUAUGUUAUGCUGAUGUUUAUCGUGAUGGGACUGGAGUGGUGGAGUUUGUACGCAAAGAAGACAUGACCUAUGCUGUCCGCAAGCUGGAUAACACCAAAUUUCGCUCUCAUGAGGGUGAAACCACAUACAUUCGCGUGAAGAGUGAUGGUCCUGGCAGCCCCAGUUAUGGCCGCUCUCCUUCACGGAGUCAGGGUCGCCUAAUUACUCCCCCCGGCGCUCCCGUUCCCGCUCUCGCACCUAAACCUCAACCCAGAAUGAUCCAGCGUCCAGAGGAACAGGAUAGGAUGGGAGUGGAUACAGUUCAAGUUAGGAUUAACAGGAGGAGGAGCAGGAGUCAAAAAUGGCACCAAUGGUUUGGACUGGGCACUGUCGCCUACCAAUCCUAUUGCCUCCGUUUGGAAAGUGCUUGUUCAAUAACUGAAGCUUCUAAAAGACGAGUAAAGUCCAUUGGCGCCAUGUCUGAGAAGAAAGCUGUCAUAAAAAAUGCAGACAUGUCGGAUGAGAUGCAACAGGAUGCUGUGGACUGUGCCAUGCAAGCCAUGGAAAAGUAUAACAUUGAGAAAGACAUUGCAGCGUAUGUCAAAAAGGAGUUCGACAAGAAGUACAAUCCCACAUGGCACUGCAUUGUCGGGAGAAACUUUGGAAGUUAUGUGACUCAUGAGACAAAGCAUUUUAUUUAUUUCUACCUUGGGCAAGUGGCCAUUCUACUUUUUAAGUCUGGCUAA